AUGUCCUACUGCAGUGCUUUUGACUCUUCCUUAUUUGGAAAUUGUUUGGCAGAUUUAAGUGUAUCCGAGCUAUUGACAUUAAAACAUUCUUUGCAAAGUUUGCGCGAUACAGAGGAUUUAGUUAAAACACGCUAUUCCAAUCCGCAGGACCUACAAUGUCCAGAAACAGCUGAAGAAAAGUGUGAAAAACCUACCACAAUGGCUUUGGUGGCAGAACAAAGAGGCUACGCUGAUUCACAUUCAAGUUAUGAACCUUGGCAACCUGAAGAAAAGCCCUCCAAGUUGCAAACUCUUUUCCAUAUAAGUGUUACUGCCUUGGCAUUUUUAUCAUUUGGUGGUUACUUGUUGUGUCUAAUAGUACAAUCAAUAAAAAGCAAAGGUACCACAUAUUUUCAUCAGACUGCUACAACUAUGGCCACCACUACCAGCUUGAAGCGUAUUAAAGUUUAUAGAAGAAAUCGGCGUUCAUCCUUGCCACCCAUUGAAAGUACAAACAAUUAUAAUUAUUAUGGCCAGCAUAAUAGUAAUAAUAAUAACAAUAAUCCUUAUCAAUAUUAUCAAAAGAGAAAUAUUGAAAAUUAGUGAUGACACAUACCUAGUAGGAUCAUACAAUUGAUUGGUUCGAGGCAUUCGACCGGGACCCAUUUUCAUGCCAUACAAAGCAUACUGAUCUUCAGACAUGGCUACAUCUCUGUAAUUAUGAAAAAAAAAUUAAAAAUUACAAACUUGAGGUAGCGCUUAAUUUUCGUCUAGACUUACGCUUGUUCUUCAUCUAUUAUGGGAGCUAUCACCUGUCCCCUGGUACCAUAUUGACUGUAAUAGGGUUCUUCAUAACUUCCACGGGUCGAACGUUCUGGCGAACUGGUGUAACCAUCUGGAAAAUGUUUGUUUAUUUUAAACUUUCUGUAUAUAUUUGUUUUCAUGCAUCCUUAAACAUUCUAAAAAAUUUAAACAAAUAAAAUGA
Molecule: messenger RNA, 964 nt
Organism: Calliphora vicina (urban bluebottle blowfly)
Lineage: Eukaryota; Metazoa; Arthropoda; Insecta; Diptera; Calliphoridae
Exons: 4
Coding region: 1-582 (193 amino acids)
Source: RefSeq, a predicted model, not a curated record